AACUCGGGAGGUGCCCACAGGUCAGUGCUGGGGGACAACCCAGAGCUCCUUACCCAUUACUAUGAUGAUGCAAGAACCAUGUAUGAAGUUUUCAAAAGGGGGCUACUGAUCACUGGUGAUGGUCCGUGUUUGGGGUGGAGAAAGCCAGCCCAGCCAUAUGAGUGGCUCUCAUAUAAAGAGGUCAUAGAUAAGGCAGAGUGUCUAGGAUCAGGGUUGAUCUUCCAGGGAUCCAAGCCAUGUCCGAACCAGUUCAUUGGGGUCUUUGCUCAAAACAGGCCUGAGUGGAUAAUUGCAGAGUUAGCUUGCUAUACCUAUUCCAUGGUGGUUGUCCCACUUUAUGACACUCUGGGACCAGGAGCCACUCGCCACAUUAUUAACACAGCUGAGAUUUCCACAGUUAUAUGUGACAGACCAGAAAAGGCAAUGGCUCUCUUACAGAAUGUGGAGAAACAAGAGACACCGGGGCUUAAAACAAUCAUUUUAAUGGAUCCAUUUGAUGUGUCACUGGUGGAGAGAGGCAACAAAUGUGGGGUGCAAGUCCAAGCCCUUAGAGACAUUGAGGCUUUGGGAAGAAUACACCGCCGAAUGCCUGUGCCUCCUCGACCAGAUGACUUAUCGAUUGUGUGCUUUACCAGUGGAACGACAGGAAACCCCAAGGGUGUUAUGCUUACUCAUGGGAAUGUUGUGGCAGAUUUUUCUGGCUUCCUUAAAGUGACAGAGAAAGUCAUCUUUCCCAGACAGGAUGAUGUGCUUCUCUCCUUCCUCCCUCUUGCCCAUAUGUUUGAAAGAGUUAUCCAGUCUGUAGUUUACUUACAUGGAGGAAGGGUUGGCUUCUUUCAAGGAGACAUCAGGCUUCUACCGGAUGACAUGAAAACACUACGUCCUACAGUCUUUCCAGUGGUUCCCCGCUUGCUGAACAGAAUGUAUGACAAGGUCUUCAGUAUGGCAAACACUCCAUGGAAGCGAUGGCUUUUGGAAUUUGCAGCAAAAAGAAAAGAAGAAGAAGUCAAAAAUGGCAUUGUCAGAUGCAACAGCCUGUGGGAUAAACUCUUCUUUAAUAAAAUUCAGGCAAGUCUUGGUGGACGUGUCCGAAUGAUUGUUACAGGAGCAGCUCCAGCUUCACCUACUGUCUUGGGCUUCUUGAGAGCAGCAUUGGGAUGUCAGAUAUAUGAGGGCUAUGGGCAGACAGAGUGUACCGCUGGAAGCACCUUCACCACACCUGGUGACUGGACCGCAAGUCAUGUUGGAGCUCCACUGCCAUGCAAUUACAUCAAGUUGGUGGAUGUGGAAGACAUGAAUUACUUUGCUUCCAAAGGAGAGGGUGAGAUUUGCAUCAAAGGGCCAAAUGUAUUCAAGGGCUACCUCAAAGACGCAGCGAGAACAGCCGAAGCGUUAGAUGAAGAUGGAUGGCUGCAUACUGGAGAUGUGGGAAUGUGGUUGUCCAAUGGGACUUUAAAAAUAAUUGAUCGGAAGAAGCACAUCUUUAAACUUGCUCAAGGAGAAUAUAUUUCCCCAGAGAAGAUCGAAAACAUCUAUAUUCGAAGUGAGCCAGUGGCCCAGCUCUAUGUCCAUGGGGACAGUUUGCAGUCCUGUUUAGUUGGCAUUGUAGUACCUGAUCCUGAGAUGAUGCCAUCAUGGGCCAGCAAAAGGGGUUUUGAAGGGCAUUUUGGAGACCUUUGCCAAGACAAGGGUGUUAAAAAAGCAAUAAUGGAAGAUUUGGUGCGCUUAGGGAAACAGAAUGGACUUCAUUCGUUUGAACAGGUCAAGGACAUCUACAUCCACAGUGAAAUGUUUUCAGUUCAGAAUGGCCUUCUUACUCCAACACUGAAGGCAAAAAGGCCUGAACUUAGGGAAUACUUUAAGGAAAAACUCGAGGAGCUGUAUUCCAAUAUUUCAAUGUAAAUUCCCUACUCUAAUAACGUUUUUUUUUAGAAAGACUGCUGUAAAUAAUCCACUUGUUCUUAACUCUGGAUUAAAAUAUCAUACCAAUA
Polypterus senegalus (gray bichir) is the source of this 1991-nucleotide messenger RNA. It is a transcript of the gene acsl6, whose product is annotated as acyl-CoA synthetase long chain family member 6. Gene Ontology annotation, molecular function: arachidonate-CoA ligase activity. Gene Ontology annotation, biological process: long-chain fatty-acyl-CoA biosynthetic process; very long-chain fatty acid metabolic process; long-chain fatty acid metabolic process. The transcript has 19 exons. Bases 79 to 1902 code for a protein of 607 amino acids. The record is from RefSeq and is a predicted model, not a curated record. Lineage: Eukaryota; Metazoa; Chordata; Cladistia; Polypteriformes; Polypteridae. Gene Ontology annotation, cellular component: endoplasmic reticulum; membrane.